This is a messenger RNA of Meloidogyne enterolobii, 589 nucleotides long. The record is from the annotation of a GenBank genome assembly. Lineage: Eukaryota; Metazoa; Nematoda; Chromadorea; Rhabditida; Meloidogynidae.
AUGUUGCUAAAAAAUAAAAAAUUGGCAAAAUGUUUAAUUUAUUUUUUAUUUCUUUUAUUUUUUAAUUUUCUUCAAAAUUUUCUUAAAAUUAAUAUUUUUGUAUUUACAACAACUUUAAGAACAAAACAACAACAAAAUACUCAACAACAAAAAUUAUCCCUACUUCCCCAAUGUACAGACAAUUUUGUAAUAGCUUCAGAAAUGUCAAUGAAAAUACAAGAAGAGAAGCAACAACAAAACAAUUUAAAUAAUAAUGUGACUGUUCAUUUACAAUUGGCAACUGUUACUUUAGGAGAUACUUUUUGUAUGAUGAUAACGGCAAAUAAAUCACUGGAAGACUUACAAAAUUCAAAUGAAGACGAAAUCGAUGAUGGAAGAAUUAAUGAAAAAUCAGAUUCUUCAACUUCCGACAAACAAUUUUCAAUAUUACAUACUAUCGAAUAUAUCAGUUUGGAAUUACAUCACGCAAUUACUGGAAAAUACAAAUUUGGUGUUCCUGUUCUAUCCCCUCGUUGUAAAUGUGACUGUGUUGGUGGCGAGACAAUUUGUAGUGUGGAAAAAUAUCAAUACCGGUAGAAAUACUAAUAAU